This is a messenger RNA of Tachyglossus aculeatus (Australian echidna), 1980 nucleotides long. It is a transcript of the gene F13B, whose product is annotated as coagulation factor XIII B chain. Bases 13 to 1980 code for a protein of 655 amino acids. The transcript is spliced from 11 exons. The record is from RefSeq and is a predicted model, not a curated record. NCBI's taxonomy places the organism in Eukaryota, Metazoa, Chordata, Mammalia, Monotremata, Tachyglossidae.
AUCUCAUUAGACAUGAUAUUGAAGAUGAAGUUUAAAGACUUGACAUUUUUCUCGAUUAUGUUUUUUUCAGGAGAAAUCUUCGCAAAAGAUAAGCCCUGCAAUAGCCCCAGUGUAGAAAAUGGAGUGAUUGCUGAAUAUUACUACACAUUUUCAAGUCAUUAUUUUCCAAUGGAAAUCGGCAAAAGGCUUUCAUUCUCCUGUUUGGCUGGUUACUCAACUGAAACUGGAAAACAACGAGGGCAAAGCACUUGUACUGCAGAAGGGUGGUCUCCCACCCCAAAAUGUUUCAAAAAGUGUAGCAAGCCUGCCUUGAUUAACGGAUUCUUCCCUAAUUUGAAGACAUUGUACAAAAUUCAAGAGAACAUGCACUACAGAUGUGCUUCAGGCUUUAAAACUCCCAGAGGCAAGGAUGAAGAAACAAUACAAUGUCUUCCAACGGGAUGGUCUUCUCAACCAAGUUGUAACAAAGAAUUCGACUCUUGUUUAGCCCCCGAUUUAUAUCAUGGUCACUACUCCACCACACAGAAAGUGUUCAACGUGAAUGAAAAACUUCAAUAUGAAUGUGAUGAUGGAUAUCACACAACUGGAGGGAAAAGGAUGGAGGAAACUCAAUGUCUCUCACAUGGCUGGAUGCCAAUUCCACAAUGCUCUAAGCUAACAUGCACACCUUUAAGAAUAGAAAAUGGGAGGUUUUAUCCUAUAAAGAACACUUAUGAAGAAGGAGAUGUUGUCCAAUUCUUUUGCCAUGGAAAUUACUCUCUAACUGGAUCUGACUUAAUUCAGUGUUAUGAUUUUGGUUGGUACCCAGAGCCUCCCACAUGUGAAGAAAGAAUAAAUAGGUGUCCACCACCCCCACUUCCUCCCAGUGCCAAAAAACUACUGAGUUCAAGAAGGUUCCAACACGGAGAAACUAUCCGAGUAGAAUGUGAGCCAAAUUUUGAAAUCAAGGGGCCAGAAGAAAUCUACUGUGAAAAUGGAAAAUGGACCACACCUCCAGUCUGCAUUGAAACAAAGGUAAGGGUAAUGUGUGAUGAACCACCACUUAUUAAGCAUGGCACAGCCCCUCUAGAGGCCAAGGUCUACUUCAGUGGCGAUAAAGUGGAAUACAGGUGUGAAGAUGGCUACCUCAUGAAGGGAUCUAACGAAAUCAUUUGUAGGAAAGGAGGCUGGACAACGCCUCCUGACUGUGUUGAAAACAAUGAAAACUGUGGACCACCACCUGCUAUCAACAAUGGGGCUCUUAUUGAUGAAUUAUUGACAAGCUAUCAGUCAGGUUCUUCAGUGGAAUACAGAUGCACUAUGUAUUACUUGAUGGAUGGAAAUGCAAGAGUUUACUGUGGACAAGGAAGAUGGUCGGCCCACCCUACUUGCUUAGAACCAUGCUCAAUUAACGCUGAUUACAUGGACAUCAAUAACAUAGAAAGGAAAUGGAAACACGAUGAGCAGAGUUUUUUCCUACAUGGGGACAGCAUAGAUUUUCUCUGUAAACCAGGUUAUGAUUUAAUGCCGUCCUCCAGACCAUCUGAAUUAACAGUGUGGUGCAACAGGGGAACACUGAACUACCCGCAGUGCUAUAGAAAAGAAUCCAUAGGUCGAUGUGGACCACCUCCAAAUAUUAAGUUUGGAAAAAUUAUUGAAUCCUCACUGACAAACUAUGAAAAUGGUUCUUCAGUGAAAUAUAACUGUUUUGAACAUCAUUUCCUAGAAGGAUCUACUACUAUCUAUUGCUUGGAUGGCCAAUGGACAUCGCCACCAUUAUGUUUAGAACCUUGCAUUUUAUCUGGGGAUAAAAUGGACAGAAACAAUUUACUGCUAAGAUGGAGUUUUGACAACAGGCCUUAUUUCUUCCAUGGGGAAUAUGUUACAUUUAUAUGUAAGAGCAACAGUUACCCAGUCACAUCCUCUUCACCUUCUGGGAUGAGAGUCCGGUGUGAUGCAGGACAACUGGAAUAUCCCAUAUGUACUCUGAGAAGCAGGUAA